GGAGAAGCGAAGGAUUUGAGUUGCGAAUUCCAAGUGCUGUCACAGACUACGGGAUGGUUUACGUUUGAUCACAUGGAACGGAAUUCACGUACACUUUACGCCUUUCUAGUCAGUUGUUUACAUGGCAUAAGCUUGGUAACUACGGUCGGCGAAUCUACGUUGGAAUUACAGUGAGCUCCUCAAAAGUCAUUUCAUGCCGAUGUAGGCUACUAUGUGACCAACCACGAAAUCAAGAAAAUAUGGAGGGAGUACUUUAUAAGUGGACAAACUACAUCAGUGGUUGGCAGCCGCGCUGGUUCGUGUUGGAUGGGGGCACUCUGUCGUACUACGACUCCCAGGAGGAAGCCUGGAAGGGCUGCAAGGGCAGCAUCAAGAUCUCUGUCUGUGAGAUCCAAGUGCACCCGUCAGACUUCACGCGUGUGGACCUCACCAUCCCUGGGGAGCAGUAUUUCUACCUGCGCGCCAUCAACGCGGCCGAGAGGCAGAAGUGGCUGGUGGCACUGGGCACCGCUAAGGCCUGCCUCACAGACAACCGCACCAAGAGAGAGAAGGAGCUUCAGGAGAACACAGAGGCACUGAAGACCAAGAUGUCGGAGCUGCGUCUGUACUGUGACCUCCUGCUCCAGCAGGUCAACAAGAUCAAAGACAGUCCAGAUGUAGACCUGCCGCUCUCCACAGAGGCGGGUGGGGACAUGGGCGGUCUGGUGAAGUCCACCUGCAGCACGUUCCUGAGGACACUGGAGGAGUGCAUGCAGAUCGCAAGCCGAACUUUCAACCCUGACCUCCUGACCCUGAGCCCCCCGGGGUCACCCCCCAUCGCCGCCGUCAAGCCCCAGAAGGUGAGGCCCAUUAAUCAGACCAGUCCACACCUUGGUCACAGGAAGCGAGAGGCGAGCAGUUCUUCUCAGUUGGAGCUGACUGGCCUGCCUGAGGCGGGGUUACCUGCGACUGACGCUGGACCAAAGGCUGAUCCUUCACCUGAGCCCCCACACACACCCACCACCGGACCAGAGGACACUCACACACACGCGUCAGAGGAACUCAAGUCCCCAGAUGUCCCCCUGACCGCCCCUCAGAGUUCCGACGCUGUUGUGCAGGAGGAGCAUGACUCAGGCCACACCCACACACAGGUAGAGGGAGGGGCCAACAAGGGCUCCACUGAGCAACCUCCAAUGGAGGAGAAGGAGGCGGAACAGGAAGAGGACGGCAACCAAUCAGGGGAGGAGGAGGAGGAUGAGGAGGAAGGGGUGGAUACAUUCUUCAGCACCAUGAGCCACAGAUUUAGUGAUAUAACCCUGGAGGAGGACUCUGGGAUUCCCACUCAGGCUUUUCUGGACUCUUGCUAUGCUAUAGUACCUGUAUUAGAUAAACUGGGGCCCACUGUGUUUGCUCCUGUUAAAAUAGACUUUGUGGGGAACAUCAAGAAGAUCCAGCAGAAGCUGCAGACGGCCCCGGCGAGCAUGGCGACGCUGCAGGCCAUGGUGCUGCACGAGGUGCAGGCUGAGGAGGCGCAGGUACGCAACUCCGCCACCGAGGCCCUGCUCUGGCUCCGACGCGGCCUGCGCUUCCUAUGGGACUUCCUGUCCGAGGUGCACGCCGGCCAGCAUAACAUCCACGGGGCGCUGAAUAACGCCUACGGACGAACUCUGAGGCAGUACCACGGCUGGGUCAUCAGAGGGGUGUUUGCAUUGGCGCUGCGCGCGGCGCCCUCCUAUGGUGCGUUUGCGUCAGCGCUGGUCUUGCAGGAGGGCGACGAGCUGAAGGAGGGUUUCAGAGCAGCCAUGAGACGAGACCUGGGCGUCUACCUGCCCGCCAUGCAGCAGCAGCUGGACAUCCUGGAUGCCCUGUACGACCAACACAACCUGGAGUCCGACGAGGUGGUCUGACCAGCCAUGCCGUGUGUGUGUGCGUGCCAUGCAGCAACAGCUGGACUUCCUCGGUGCCCUGUACGACCAACACAGCCUCGAGUCCCACGAGGUGGUGUAAGCGAACCACACGGGACCAUCCCCCACGUGCGUGUGUGUUUGUGUGGGAUGGUGAUCUCUGUGGUGUGUGUGUGUGUGUGUGUGUGUGUGUGUGUGUGUGUGUGUGUGUGUGUGUGUGUAUCUGGGGGCAUGAUGCCCUGAUGGCAGGCUGCUGGCAGUUUGCCCACCACGGUACCGGGCGCUGGCAAUCUCAUCUCACUGUGCAGAGUUGCUGACACAUGAAGGAAGAGGUGUGUGUGUGUGUGUGUGUGUGUGUGUGUGUGUGUGCACGCCUCCUCUCCUCUCCUCAGUGCUCCAAACCAGCCUGCAGGCUAUGCUUUGUCUACUACUACUACUAGGGCUGCUUGAUAGUGUUACUGUUCACCACAUUCCGUCUUAAACUGUACAACACACACACGCACACGCACACGCAUGCACACGCACGCACACACACACAUUCUCCUGUAUCAUGAGUUUACAGCAGCCCAUCAGCUCCUUGAUUUCCGGUCUGGGAGAGAAGAGAGGCAUCCACUCUGCGUCCACUCUCCUUUAACGGAGGCUGUGUCGGCUGUGUCCACUCUCUCCUCUAACGGAGGCUGUGUCCACUCUCCUCUAACGGAGGCUGUGUCCACUCUCUCCUUUAACGGAGGCUGUGUCCACUCUCUCCUUUAACGGAGGCUGUGUCCACUCUCCUCUAACGGAGGCUGUGUCCACUCUCUCCUUUAACGGAGGCUGUGUCCACUCUCCUCUAACGGAGGCUGUGUCCACUCUCCUCUAACGGAGGCUGUGUCCACUCUCUCCUUUAACGGAGGCUGUGUCCACUCUCUCUUUUAACGGAGGCUGUGUCCACUCUCUCCUUUAACGGAGGCUGCGUCCACUCUCUCCACUCUCUCCUUUAACGGCAGUUGUGUCCACUCUCAGUCUUUUGACCAGCCACACACCCAUUCCUUGCCUUCCCACAGCAGUUCUUAAUUAUUCUUAAUUAUAAGUAUUCAUUAUGUCCUUAGUAUUGCUGCCUCUGGAUGUUGUUUUAGUUUUUAUUUAUGUUUUUACUGUUGGCCAAACGAGGCGCCGGCCUGGUGGCACAUGGCGCCAGAGAGCGAGGGGGCCAAAUUUGGACCCAGAGGAACCAGAACUUUCAGAACUGACAGAGUCCUCAAUGGCAGGAGAGUUCUGACUCUUAGCAGCGGCGUCACAGCAGCUUACGAUGCUCAGAACUCCGAACUCUGGAAGGAUGAGCUGUGGAGCGCAGAAAAACGCACAGAACUCUGUAAUGAAGCAUCUCAAACCCCCAAGCUGCAGAGAGGAGCGCUGGGAGAACUUCCUGGAGAGAAGCAGCGUCAUCUUCCUGCACUGCAGGUGCCCCAAGCAGCAUGACGCACAAUGAAGCUUACUUUCAUUCAGGAACAACCUUAUUUAUUAUUAUUAUUAUUAUUAUUAUUAUUAUUAUUAAGAUAUUAAUGUAAGUUAAACGCAUACGAAUCCGUCAUCACUUUAUGCACUAACAUAAAACAUUAUGCUUUCUCAUGUAUCGCAUGUUUGUAUAGCAUGUGAGGACGUGAGAUGUUCUAGACCAGAGGACAGAGAGAGAGUGUGUUAUUUUAAUCUGAGUCUAAUGUAAACCUUGAAAUCCUCAGGAGGGGGUUCUUGGUGUUGGAUAAAUCAUGAUCAGACAAACAAAUUGAACUGAGAGUUUCUUCAGCGCCUGCUCAAAACCAUACUUUACAUCUCCAAACUCUUUUUCUCCUCCACCCAACUUCAAAGCAUUCUGGGAAAUGUAGUGAAUCCAAGUUUAACAAGGAAACACAUUUUCAGUUCCUACACCAAUAUCAUUUGAGUAGUGUUUGCACACUGCCACAAACAAACCCCAACUCUUGGGUCCGUGUGCAUGGUCAGCCUCUGUUUGGUGUUUGUUUGAUGGAGUUAUUGGAGUUUGACAUGACCAAAAGUCAGUCUUUUCAAUUACUUUUGGACAUGUCAAACUCAAACAACUCCAUCCAGCAGACUCAUUGUGCACACUGACCCAAAUGUUGGUGUUUGUUGGGAUAGUGUGUGAACAGACUGCAGUCCAUUUCUUCUCCUUUUUUAUUUAAUUGACCAUCAGAGCUCACUGCAGCGUGACCAUGAAGGCCGUCAGUGGGAUCAGUGCUGCUGGCUGCGUAGCGAGAUCUCCCAUGAUGUCGACCGUAUGACUGACCAGUGCUGCUGGCUACGUAGUGAGAUCUCCCAUGAUGUCGACCGUAUGACUGACCAGAGCGGCCAGGCUGGCUCUGCUCAUGGACUUCUCCUGCCGUCAUAAUUCCAUAUGAAAUUGUAAUUGUGCAAUGUGAAUAAUUUUUUUAUGUAAAACUUAACACUGUACUUAACCUGUACUUUUCAUAAAAAUCUGCCUAACAAUG
Alosa sapidissima (American shad) is the source of this 4363-nucleotide messenger RNA. RefSeq names its product pleckstrin homology domain containing, family A (phosphoinositide binding specific) member 8 (gene plekha8). Lineage: Eukaryota; Metazoa; Chordata; Actinopteri; Clupeiformes; Clupeidae. Gene Ontology annotation, cellular component: membrane; cytoplasm; cytosol. The transcript has 13 exons. The coding region runs from base 240 to 1886 and encodes 548 amino acids. The record is from RefSeq and is a predicted model, not a curated record. Gene Ontology annotation, molecular function: ceramide 1-phosphate binding; ceramide 1-phosphate transfer activity. Gene Ontology annotation, biological process: ceramide transport; intermembrane lipid transfer.